AAGAGAAAUAAUCGAAACACCCACAAAACAAGUCAAACCCGGCAAUAUCCUAGCGGAAGAUUUCUGUGCAUUUAUUUCACCGAUAAGAAGACUCUGGAUGUAAUCAAAGAUUAUAUUCAGCUGCCACAGCGACAGAAGCAGAAGUUUAUAAAACCAGAAACAAAUUUUGUUAUAAUGAGCUGGUCUAGCUCAUCGUCGCCUGCCGGUGCCUCUGAUUCUCACUAUUUCUAUGACGCCUGUAACACAUCUACCAAGUGCUACUUGUCAGCGCCCCUUCACAUAUUCCAAAUAUACUUGGGACAAGACACAUGCAGGGCAUUGGGACCAAUGGAACAAUAUUUAAGCGUGGAUCAAGAGGUAUCAGUACUGAAUAAAAAGUCAUGGAAUUCCAUAAUAGAAAGUGUGGAUAGCCUUAUUACAACGCUCCCGGUGAUGAUCGGGUUCGUACUUUCCCGCAUGCUUUGCGGGCAUCUACCGAGGCUGUCGACGCGCAGAUUCCUUCUGGAGUACAUGCUUGUUGCUAUACCAGCUGUUAUUGUGUUCACGGUUGGAAGUGAUUUCUUUCACAUGUACUCCAUAGUAUCUUUCCUGGCACUCGUAUGGUAUCUCCGUCCACGGCGAGAGCUUGAGUUGAGAAACACGAAGUAUGAGGUGGGAAAGCGCCCUCUGGUCUUCACCCUAUUAAGGGCCAUCUGCAACUGUGGAACGAGUGUUGCUAUCCUGAUGGUGGACUUCCCAGUCUUUCCAGUCCGGUUCCGCAAGAGUCGAACGUUUGGGGCCUCUGCGAUGGACAUGGGCAUUGGCAUUUUUGUAGUCACAAUGGGCUUGGUGUCGCAUCGUGCCCGCAAUUUAACCGAUCUGAAAAAGCUGCCCAGGGCGGUGGUUCCUCUGCUGCUUUUGGGUCUGGGCCGCACCACCGUAAUAUCGAUGAUCAACUAUAACCACGAUGUGCACGAGUAUGGUAUACAUAUGAACGCAUUCUUCAUUCUGGGACUGACCAAACUAUUUGGCAGCCUAUGCAGCCUUCUGGCUAACUCUGAUCUACAGCUUUUAGGACUGGCUAUGGGCAUUCUCUCUAUGCACGAGCUUGUGCUGCAGUUGGGUCUAUGCGACUAUGUGAUGUCGGAUACUGUGCCGCGCCUUGGCUUCCUAAGCUCCAAUCGAGAAGGCCUAAGCUCACUACCCGGCUGCGUUGCCCUUUACCUGUUCAGCAUUUACUUCGGCAAGUGGUACACCUCUCAGGAUCAUCUUACCUACACACAAUUGUGCUCAAAGCUGAAGCGAGUCCUCCUGAUCGCGGUUGUUCUCUGGGUUAUGGUAAUCCUUAGUGCCUUCCUCUCGGGCAUAGCUCGGGUCACAUUCAACUUUGGAUAUGUGAUAUGGAUUUUGUUCAUCUCGGUGGUAAUCAUCCUUAACUGUGCGUUCUUCUUUGAGCUGGCUUUUGUGCAGACGCGGCCCACAUUUGGAGAUUGUCAUAAAGAAACAGCCAAUUCCCUGCCCACCUUUGUGGAGAGCCUAAACAUGAAUGGUCUGAGCUACUUCCUGCUGUCCAACUUCUUCACGGGAAUGGUCAACAUAUUUUUCGACCCCAAUAACCGCUCCAAUUCUGAGUCCGUCCUUAUACUGCUCGCUUAUGUGCUGAUCUGUUCUAUGAUGGUCUUUAUUAUGCAUAAAAAGCGUAUUAGGAUCGCUUAGAAGUCUGUUAA
Messenger RNA from Drosophila persimilis, 1706 nucleotides. RefSeq lists its product as uncharacterized. Gene Ontology annotation, molecular function: glucosaminyl-phosphatidylinositol O-acyltransferase activity. The transcript is spliced from 3 exons. Bases 175 to 1695 code for a protein of 506 amino acids. Gene Ontology annotation, biological process: GPI anchor biosynthetic process; protein localization to plasma membrane. Gene Ontology annotation, cellular component: membrane; endoplasmic reticulum. The record is from RefSeq and is a predicted model, not a curated record. Lineage: Eukaryota; Metazoa; Arthropoda; Insecta; Diptera; Drosophilidae.